GCCCUUCCUCCCCAGCUCUCCUCCUUCCCUCCCCCUUCUCUUUCCCUCCUCCUUUCUCCCCUCCUCCCUUCUCCCCCUCUUCCCUUUUCUCUCCCCCUCCCAUCUCCUCCCCCCCCAUCCCUUUUCUCCCACUUACCAUCGCCCAUUCUAGGUCCUCUUAUCACCUCUCCCCCAAUAAUUCCCUUCCCCGUCUAGGUCUUCCAUGCCCCUUACGCCUCAUCCCUAACCCCCUGCCCCUCCCCUUGGAGUGCCUAACCCCCUUUCCCUUCCUCCUCAGUUCCUAACCCCUGCUCCCCUUCUCCCUCCCCAUCCCUCUGGCUUGCCCCUCCCCUCCCCUUCGUGUCCCUAACCCCCUGCCCCUUCCCUUUAACUCUCUAACCCCCCUGCCGCUCCCCUCCCCUCCUCGGACUUCUUUCCCUCCCCCUCCCUCUCGCUUCUUCCCCUCCCUCUCCGCCCUGACUCUCCCUCUCCCGUCUCGGGGAAGUUUCAGAGCCAUCAGUCUGUCCGUCUGUAUGUCCGUCGGUGGGUCCGCAGCAGAGCUGCAGGCAGCGGGCGCCAUUGUGCGCGGAGCGGAGGGGAGCGGGGAACCCCGGACGCCUGGGUCCGGGGAACGACUGCUCGCGGCUGUCCCGCCAGGAUACCCUGCAGGUCAGCCAGAGAUGGCCCCACAGACUGAACCAGGGGACAGGCCUCAUGAUGCCCAGGACCAGACAUCCCCUUCAGGGGGAGAAGGGCCCCCAGGUGCAUACUCAGGGUCCCUGAUUCCCAAACCUGAAGAUGUUUUCCAAAGUGAACAAGGGGAAGAACAGAGCACUGCAGAACAAGGAGGUGGACCCCAAAAAAUAGAGCCUGAGGGCUCCUGCCCAGAAGACUGGAUGAUCCGAAAGGUGAAGGUGGAGGAUGAGGACCAGGGAGAGGAAGAGGAGGUUGCAUGGCCCCAACACCUCCCCCAAUUACUUCCCAGCGGCCCCUUCCUGCCCGCCGACCUGGGACCUCUGGCGGCUGUGGCCACAGCCUGUAAGCUUGAGCCUGGAGCCCCGGCGCCUCUGAGUGGGCUGGCUCUGGCAUCCUGGCCCCAGGUCCUGGAGAAACCCUACGGCUGCGGCGAGUGCGAACGACGCUUCCGGGACCAGCUGACCCUUCGGCUGCACCAGAGGCUGCACCGGGGCGAGGGCCCGUGUGCUUGCCCAGACUGCGGCCGCAGCUUCUCCCAGCGCACUCACCUGCUGGCCCACCUGCGCAGCCACCGGGGCGAGCGACCCUUUCCGUGCCCGGAAUGCGGUAAGCGCUUUAGCAAGAAGGCUCACCUGACCCGCCACCUCCGCACGCACACUGGGGAGAGGCCCUACCCCUGCGAGGAAUGCGGAAAGCGCUUCAGCCAGAAGAUCCACCUGGGCUCCCACCAGAAAACGCACACUGGAGAGAGGCCCUUCCCCUGCGCCGAGUGUGAAAAGCGCUUUCGCAAGAAGACGCACCUGAUCCGCCACCAGCGCAUCCACACUGGUGAGCGACCCUACCAAUGCACGGAAUGCGGCCGCAGCUUCACGCACAAGCAGCACCUGGUGCGCCACCGGAGGGUGCACGCAGCAGGCCCUGCCCCACCUCCACCUCCGCAGCCGCAGGGCACUGACCCCUUGUGCCCGGACGCGGCCACAGACCCUCCAGGGCCCAAGGCCUUCCCCUGCGCAGACUGCGGAAAGGACUUCGGCUGGAAGAAGAACUUGGCCUCGAACCAGCGGGUACACCGCGGAAGCCGCCCCUUCGGGUUCUCAGAGCGUGCACGCGGCCAGGUGGAGCGGCGCCCCCCCGGGGCAGCAGCCGCCGCCCACCCAGCCAUCAAGGCCUUUGCCUGCACUCACUGCGGGAAAAGCUUCAGCCAGCGCCCAGGGCUGGUGGCACACCAGCGGACCCACGCUGGCGAGCGGCCCUUCCGCUGUCCAGACUGCGGGCGCGGCUUCUCCCACGGGCAGCACCUGACAAGGCACCGGCGCGUGCACACGGGCGAACGUCCCUUUGCCUGUACCCAGUGCGGUCGUCGCUUCGGCUCGCGCCCCAACCUCGCUGCCCACACCAAGGUGCACAGCGGCGCCAGGCCCUUUGCUUGCGCCCAGUGUGGUCGGGGCUUUAGCCGCAAGUCACACCUGGGCCGCCAUCAAGCAGUACACACCGGGAGCCGCCCCCAUGCCUGUACCGUAUGCUCUCGCUGCUUCAGUUCUAAGACCAAUCUGAUACGCCAUCAGGCAGUCCACACCGGCUCCCGCCCCUUCCCCUGCUCGCAGUGCGGCAAGAGCUUCAGCCGCAAGACCCAUCUGGCUCGGCACCAGCGCACCCACGGCGAAAUCUCUCAUCUCGACCCCAGCCUGCCAAGCCCAACCUGGCCUGUCCCCACAGUGCCUGCCCCAACACCACUUUUCCUCUAAAUGGAACAGAGCCCUGUUCCUCAUCACCCAGGUCUCUGUCCAGCCCCUCAGCACCUUCUCUCACCUAGCCUCUGGUCAGGUCUCUUGUGGUUUUUCUCUCCAUUCUGACUGCUCUCCUUUCCUACUGCUCAGAGGCUCCCGUGCUGUCCUCCCUCCUUUGGCCUCCUUGUCCACCUUCAGUUUUUGUACAUAUCACCUCUGUUCGGUCUCAGCCUCCUGCAGCUAUUCUUCACCCCCACCACUCUCCUUCCUUCUCUCCCGAUCUGCUGGAUGCUUGAGAGCUCGGAGAAUACCCCAUCUGAGUGAGGAUGACCAAGAGAGAAUUGCUAGCAGACUCAGAUCUGCAUCUGUAAAAUGAGGGGGUUAGACUGAAUGAACUCUAAGGUUCUUUUCUGUCUGGAACAUUCUACAUCGACGUGGAGCCUAGGGUGUUGAGGGAUUGAAGUGAGUUAACUGACCAAAGGAGCCUAGAAGGCCGGGCUGAACCAUAUGGGGAGACUACAUAACUCCGAGGGAAUGAAGAACAUAAUACACUCCCUAGUGGUUGCUCUUCCAUGCCUUCUUCACUACCCUUCAAAGCUGUAGGAUUCUCCCCUCCCCCCCAAAAAGGGGACAAGAGUCUGUUCCAAAAAAGAGGGGAGGAUAGUCACCUAUAUGUAUUUGAUGUGUCAUUAAAAAUAAAAUCUGAACUCUUGGGGGCUGUAAAAUUGGUUGGUGCUGGGGUUUUCUCGCCUUGGCCAAUCAAGGGGUGAGGGAAGUUGGGUCACCUGUUUGAUAGGUGGCUCCCUGGGCUUCUCCUGACCUCCUCUGUGAGCCUUCAGGUUCUCAAAUAAUAGUAUUUUUCUUGCAAAACACUAAGAGUCAAACAGAGUAACAGACCCUUCACUCACCACAACACUUACUCCAUUCCCCCACAUCCCAGUAGAAAGUAAGAACAAUCCAGCCACUUAGCAAAAUCACAUAUUUUGAAAUUUGCUCAUUUACUAAGCCUAGAUAGUGACCCCUGCCUCUAGCUGAGGAGCUGGCCAGCUUUCCUUCCCACUCCUCUUAUAGCAGAUGAUAAAGGUUCAAAGAUGGGAAAUGCAAAGGGAUAGUCUCUGUGGAUAGAGGAGGCCCUUUCAUCUUUGACUGUAGCGGCAUCAACCAGUUAUCUGAGCUCUGUACCUUGGGUCUCUAUGGCCUAUCCUGGAAUUCUUCCCCCUGCCACCUCUGACCUAUUUUUGCCACCCAUGACUCUAGCUCAGUGCAGAGCACAAAGGAGGAAGGAGGAAGAAGGCUCCCAUACCUGUUGUUUCCUAGAUGGGCAGUGCUCACUUCCAGAGCCUCUGUUUCUCAGUCAGAGAAGGGGAUUUGGAACUGAUGGGCUAACAAGAGUGGAGCAGAGAAGACAGUGAGCUAACUUUUAGGGGUAUGAAGACAAAAUAAUAUGACUGAUAUUUGAACAAGCACAAGAAUUUAGAUACUUCUGAAUGCUAUCACCUUACAGUAGACCCCACGAGAGCUAGACAGUAAUUCCAAGGAAAGGAUCAUUGAUCCAAAUGUCUUUGAAACUCUUGGAGUUACUUCAGAGUCAGAGGGGUGUGUGUGUGUGUGUGUGUGUGUGUGUGUGUGUAAGAGAGAGAGAAAGAUCUAGAAUGAAGUGACUUCUGAGGUCAUCUAGUCUAACCCCCUCAUUUUGUAGAUGAAGUUGAGUAACUUGCCCAGAGUCAGACAGGUCAGAGGCAGGAUUUGAUCUUGGGUCCUCUAGCUCCCAGUGUCUUGCCACUGUAUAACCAUGCCUCCUGAAUCACCUGUGUUUGUAAAUCUUCAGCCUCUGGGAAUCCUUGUUAUGUGUUUCUAUUUUUAAGCGGCCAAAACAAUCUUUUGGAGCCACACCUGAUGAAUAAAAUAAAUGAUCUAACUAGGUAAGGAUUU
Trichosurus vulpecula (common brushtail) is the source of this 4334-nucleotide messenger RNA. RefSeq names its product zinc finger protein 467 (gene ZNF467). The transcript is spliced from 4 exons. Gene Ontology annotation, biological process: regulation of transcription by RNA polymerase II. Lineage: Eukaryota; Metazoa; Chordata; Mammalia; Diprotodontia; Phalangeridae. Gene Ontology annotation, molecular function: RNA polymerase II cis-regulatory region sequence-specific DNA binding; DNA-binding transcription activator activity, RNA polymerase II-specific. The record is from RefSeq and is a predicted model, not a curated record. The coding region runs from base 513 to 2420 and encodes 635 amino acids. Gene Ontology annotation, cellular component: nucleus.